CUCAACCCCCCCACACCCCCCCCCCCCCCACCCCCCCAUCUCACACACACACCAUUUACCACAAAUAUCAAGAAAAGUUUCAAGAAACUUGAAACCAAAGUUUGGCUAUGGAAGGUUUACAAGAUGACACAGGAGAUGGAAGCAUGCAGUGCACAGAGCAUCCAUUCAAGAACAACACACCAGCUGGUGGUAUUUGUGCCAUUUGUCUUCAAGAAAAGCUAGGCAAGUUGGUUUCUUCUUCUUUCCCCAUAGCUGUGUUCCCAUCUUCUUCUUCCUCUUCUCCGUCUUUCAGAUCUGACAUCAAUAACAUCACCACCACCGCCGCCAACAACAAUAGCAGCAAUAACAGCACAACCACCGUGGUUAACACUGCAGUGCCACCACGGUUACUUAAUUCAAACACCCAAAUCACUCAAAUCACCCAAACCAACACCACCACCACCGCAACGAACUGUCAUCAUUAUCAGUACCAGUCAAACCGGUCUAGAAUACUGUAUCUGAUCGGUCAAAAGAAGAAGAAAAAGAAAGAUCAGAACAUUCUUAUCACCGGCCAAACCAGCCAUGACCGAAACACCAUUGUUUACAAACGAAGCAAGUCAACUGCUGAUGGUUUACGCUACAUGAAUGCAGAUAACACCAGCCCACAUAAUAAGCGUGGGUUCUGGUCAUUCAUCCACUCACAAAAACCCUCACACUCAACUUCAACUUCAUCCAGUAAGGCAAAAACUCUCACAAGCAUUUCAUCGAACACCAUGAGUGCAUCCACAAGAUCUCAACGAGACAAUGAAAAUGAAAUAACAAUAGUUGAAAACAACGAAAGCCCAUGUCACCACGCUUCCUUCGACCGCAAAGUGUCCAGAUCCAGAUCCGUCGGGUGCGGUAGCCGGAGCUUCUCCGGCGACUUCUUCGAGCGGAUCUCAACCGGGUUCGGCGACUGCACGUUACGGCGCGUGGAGUCACACCGCGAACGGAAGUCUCAAGUCUCCGUUGUACGUAACAACGGCCAAGAUUGCAUUAAAGAAAGAGUCAGAUGUGGUGGGUUGUUCAGUGGGUUCAUGAUUACGUCAUCAUCUUCUUCUUCAUCGUCAUCUUCUCACUGGGUAGUUUCAAAUUCGACUACUAAAGAAACUAACAAUGAUAAUGGUGGUACCGGAAAAGUGACGUCAGCGGUGGCCGGAAAAGAAAGAAGCUGGGGGUGGGCUUUAGCAAGCCCAAUAAGAGCAUUCAGUAAACCAACAACAAGCAAACGAGAAAAUUCCAACAAGAAUGUGACUCCAAAUUUGGGUGCAAUACCUUCAUUGUUGUCUGUUAGAAGCUAAAGAUAUUAUAUUAUUAUUAUUAUUAUUAUUAUUAUGUUUUUUUGGUUUUCAUUUUUCAUUUGGUAUAAUUUUGGUUUUGUUUUUUAUAAACUAGUUGGGGGUUACCAAAAUGGCAAAAAUGGUAGAAUCCUACUAUUUUAUGGAAAAUGGAAUUGAAGAGAAUAAGGUAAAUGGAGGAUGGAAAUGUGUGAAGUGAAGUAAUAAGAUGUUGCAAGGUAGUGGGUAGUGGAAUCAACAUUUAUAUACUCUUUUAAGUACACAUAUGUUGCUAUGGAUUGAUGUUUAGUUUUGUUAUUGUUUUGUAUGGGAGUUAUAUGGUAUAAAAAUGUUGAAGUGAA
Molecule: messenger RNA, 1657 nt
Organism: Helianthus annuus (common sunflower)
Lineage: Eukaryota; Viridiplantae; Streptophyta; Magnoliopsida; Asterales; Asteraceae
Product: probable serine/threonine-protein kinase DDB_G0276461
Exons: 1
Coding region: 108-1319 (403 amino acids)
Source: RefSeq, a predicted model, not a curated record